Molecule: messenger RNA, 1683 nt
Organism: Nothobranchius furzeri (turquoise killifish)
Lineage: Eukaryota; Metazoa; Chordata; Actinopteri; Cyprinodontiformes; Nothobranchiidae
Product: trace amine-associated receptor 13c-like
Biological process (GO): G protein-coupled receptor signaling pathway
Cellular component (GO): membrane
Molecular function (GO): trace-amine receptor activity
Source: RefSeq, a predicted model, not a curated record
GUCAAUCGGAUAUUAAAGAUCCAACAAUAUUAAUGACUGGAAUGAACGGAACAUUAUACUUUGUUGGAUACCUUUCGUAUUUUAUUGACAGUUUAUUAAUUGUGACCACUUACAAAACGUUAAGGACAACUGUAAUUCUUGUACUCCAUAAAUCUGGCCAGUAUGGAAGUGACAUGACAGAAAGACAUGGUUGACUGAAAGUUACUAAAAGUCAUGUUUGCAGUGUGCCAGGAGCCAUGGCACAGGCACCGCAGACAUGGAGAACAGGUGUUCUGGUCAGACAAGACCAAAGCUGAGCAUCUGGGCGUAAAUGCAACGAACUACAUGUGGUGGAGAAGUAUCACCCUAAACAUCAAAUCGCUUAUCAAAGAAUAUUCAUGUGUAACCUCUACUAAAGAAUGAGCAAACGUUUCAGGAUCUAGAUGUGCUUUAAAUGCAGCUAGGUGGCUUUACAAAGUAUACACAGUAUUAACAAACCAUCAUUUCUGGUUGUGAAGUUUCUUUUUUCCCCCCGAUUUGUAAUGGUGGUAAACAUCCUGUGGUGCAGGAAGGUUAAGGCCUGUUGAUGGCAAACAUUCAAUGAUGAUGAGCAGGAGAUCCCCGUAAACCAGCCUCUGUGGAGAAGAUGCAGCUGACUCACGUGGAGACAGGAGAGGAGGGUGGAGAUUAUUUAGCUGGAUGAGAUGAAGAGGCAUCAUAGUUCAGCUGCAAUGAUGGAGGAAGGUGAACUCUGUUUUCCACAGCUUUUGAACUCGUCCUGCAGGAGGCUGGAGCUCCCUCACACUGAGCUUAUGCUUUAUUACGUGGUGCUUUCCUGCCUCUCUGGUUUGACUGCACUUCUCAACCUGCUGGUCAUCAUCUCGCUCUCACACUUCAGGCAGCUCCACACUCCCACUAACCUCCUCCUCCUUUCUCUGGCUGUCUCAGACUUUUUGGUUGGACUUUUGCUGUUUUUUCAGAUUUUGCUUAUAGAUGGCUGCUGGUACUUUGGUGACAUCGUGUGUACUCAGUAUCAGUAUUUGGCCUAUUUUAUAACUUCUGCAUCAAUAGGAACCAUGGUGCUCAUAUCUGUUGAUCGUUACGUGGCUAUUUGCUACCCCUUGCAUUACUCCACCCACGUGACGGCAGACAGAGCGAGACUCUGUAUCUGUCUGUGUUGGAUCUGCUCUUGGAUAUUCCAAAUUCUGAUUCUGAAAGACAACCUACAACAACCUGGCAGGUUCAACUCCUGCGUCGGAGAGUGUGUGUUUGUCGUCAACAACACAGCCACAUAUACUGAUCUGAUAUUCUCCUUCAUUCUUCCCAUCACUGUGAUUGUUGUUUUGUAUGUCAGAGUGUUUAUAGUAGCCGUGUCACAGUCUCGAGCCAUGCGCUUGCACGUUGGAGCCUCUGCGGUCAAAAGUUCUGCAUUUGCUAAGACUUCUCAGAUAAAAGCAGCAAAAACUCUUGGUGUGGUUGUGAUUGUGUUUUUAAUGUGCAUGUGUCCUUUUUACUGCGUUUCCCUCGCAGGUCAACAAACCGCGCAACAUUUUGUAGUCAGUUUGUUCUACGUCAACUCUUGUCUAAACCCAGUUUUCUACGUCUUUUUUUAUCCCUGGUUCAGAAAAUCUAUCAAGCUCAUUUUUACACUUCAGAUACUUAAUCGUCAUUCAUGUGACAUAAACCUUUUGUAGAUCCAUCCAU